AUGGCGUUCUCUGGUCAGGGUGCUGUCGGCAUCACCUACUUCAUCCUCUACGCGAUCAGCCUUGGGUUCACUUUGUACAACCUUUCGAAGCAUGGUAUUCACAAGGUCGGGUAUGCAAACCGUCGCAGACCGUGGUCUUGGGUUUCGUUGUACUGCGUCACCCGUUUCAUAGGCGUGCUCUUCUCCGUUGAUGUCGCACGAGACCUCAACCACCAGACGAGUGCCUCGGUCUUCGACUUCUUCUAUAUCGUCUCCUUCUUGUUCUUAAUUGUCGCCGUAUAUGAGUUUAUUCAGCAAUGGUGCACCUUUGCAUAUAAGGCUCAUCUCAUCAACAACCCCAUCAUCGCUGCCGAUCCGGCCAAAAUUCCGAUGACAAGGGCAAGACAGGUGCUCCCUUACGUUUUCUGGCCAUGGUGUGCCGUCACGUUUAUCCUCAUGAUUGCUGGCAACUCGUUCGGAAAGAUGUCUCAGGGCUACAAGAAUGAGGUCCUGUCUCCCCAGCUCCACACUGUUUCUUUCCUGUACCUCCCGAUCAUCAUCAUCCCCUACGUUAUCCUCUACGUAUCGGGGCGUACGUUCCAGGCCCCUAAGGGCUAUCCGUACCUUUCUCUUCUGCCGAUGCUACCCAUGCUGCUGAUGAAGGUUGCGUAUGUCAUUGUCUCGUCGUUCUCCUACAUGGUCAACCCACUUUCGCCCACCAAUAACCCUGCAUACACGGGGCUGCUUGGGUUGCUGUUGGAGUUCUGUGUUCUGGUCUUGAUUCAAAUCCGCGGUCUGGCGAUGGCCCCGUUGAAGGAGAUCCUGCCGGAGACCGACGAGGAGAGGGGGAUCAAGAAGCCGAAACCCAAGGCCAAGGUUCGCUCCUCGGAAACGACCAGGACGAAGAGUAACGAGAUCAAGAUGAUCAAAAUUGAGGCGCGCAGGUUGAACUCUGGGAUGACUCAGGCUUCUGGGUCCAGCACCACGUCAACGGAUGAGAUCACCGUGGUUGAUGAGAAAGGUCAGGAGACACUCGAAGGACCUACCAAUGCCGACGGGACUCACAUUUCACUCAUGGACAUCGCCACGCACAAAGUGGAGCGUCCCGAAAGCCACUCCAAGCCCAAGGCUCGCAUCCCCAUGAUUGAGUUGGCAUAA
Saitoella complicata NRRL Y-17804 is the source of this 1137-nucleotide messenger RNA. RefSeq lists its product as uncharacterized. The transcript is spliced from 5 exons. The record is from RefSeq and is a predicted model, not a curated record. Bases 1 to 1137 code for a protein of 378 amino acids. NCBI's taxonomy places the organism in Eukaryota, Fungi, Ascomycota, Saitoellomycetes, Saitoellales, Saitoellaceae.